Messenger RNA from Lottia gigantea (owl limpet), 567 nucleotides. RefSeq lists its product as hypothetical. NCBI's taxonomy places the organism in Eukaryota, Metazoa, Mollusca, Gastropoda, Lottiidae. Bases 1 to 567 code for a protein of 188 amino acids. The transcript has a single exon. The record is from RefSeq and is a predicted model, not a curated record.
AUGAAAGCAGAAACUUUAGUUAUGAAAAUAAUAGAAGCUAUUGAAACAGCUUCACCAACUGUAAUAACUUUCAACGGUAAAAAAAUCACCAUAACUAAAAAACUUAUUGAUAAAUACAAAUAUUGUAAUGUCAGAGACGAUAUAGACUUAGAAAGAAUUGACGCGAACGCAAAAGAAGGUGGAUUUUUACCUUUCCUUCUACCUUUAAUAUUUGGUGGUAUUGCAGCGGCUACUGGAAUAACAAAAGCCGUCAACUCAAAUAAAGCAGCUGCAGUAACAGCAGCCGAAGAUCAUAGACACAAUUUAGCAAUGGAAAAGUUGGCCAAAGGUUCAGGAGUGGGAGAAAUGAUAGGCACAAUGAAAGAAUUUGGAAAAAGAUUUAGUGAAGAAACCAAGAAAACUGUUAAACAAGGAUUAAAUAAAUUAGUAGAUAGUAUUGACACAGGAGAAAUCAAAGUCAAACAUAAGAGUAAUGGAAUAUUUUCAAAAAAUAUACACACUGGAGAAGGAAUAUAUCUUUCGAAGUAUAAAGAUAAAGGAGAAGGAGUUAUUUUUGGAACAAAUUAA